Molecule: messenger RNA, 1506 nt
Organism: Durusdinium trenchii
Lineage: Eukaryota; Dinophyceae; Suessiales; Symbiodiniaceae
Source: the annotation of a GenBank genome assembly
AUGGUUGGCCGAGAGCUGGAUGGAUUGGAGCAUACAACAAUGUAUGCUGCAGGCUUCCCGUGUCAACCGUUCUCACGGCUGCGGCGAUCCACGACCCAUUUUGAUGAGCCAGGGGGCGAGAUCCUGGAUGAGUGCUUGGAUGCCUUGAAGAGGGUGCGGCCUCUGGUGGGAGUUCUUGAGAACGUCUAUGGGCUGAUGGAUGUGUGGGACCAGGUUCGCGAGAAGAUCACCAAUGCUGGGAUCAGGAAGGCCUACUUCGUAUGCCAUAUCAAGAUGUGCCCUUCCAAGUUAGGCGGUGGACAUCCACAGGACUGCCGGCUUCAAAGGAACGCUAAACCUGAGCCAACAGGCAAUGCAUUGCAAAUGCGUGGCAGCAGCAUUCCUGGCUGCACUGAGCUGUGGGGAUAUCGAAUCGUUCUGCCAGGAUCCGCUCACUACUUGGAGGAAGCUCGCCAAGAGGACCUCAUUGGCCUGGCCGAAACUUUGGCAUCUGAGUACCCUCAAUACGGGAGAGCUUGCAGGUACCUUCAAACUUUGGGGGGUCAAGUGGCCAGGGUAGUGGAGCCAUUACCGGAGAUCCAAUUCAUUUUGGCAGGGGGAACGCCUCCUGUGCAGAGAGGCUCGCCUAUUUUGGAGCACCCAGAGCCAUAUGCGGUGCACCGGAUGAAUGCAGAAGCUGGUGAUCACGCGUCUCCAAACUCUGCAGAGUCCAAAGGUGAAACCUUGAAGCACAGGGUUCUCGCUGCUUUUGAUGAGGUCACAAACCAGCAGAACUUGGGGAAGUUCCUCUGGGAGACCCAUGGCUGCGAUGAGGGCAAGCAGCUUCAAUUUGCAAAGGCUAUGGCGGACAUCUUUGCAAUCCCUGAGGUAGCUGCUAAGUUGCCCCAGAGUUGUGGGCCAGUCCUCAAAACCGUGCCUGCGUCGGCAAGGUCGAAUGCAUACUUGCAUCCUUGGCACCUGAGUCUUUGUGAGAAUGCCAAAGCUGGCAGGUUUCCUACAAUGCACCAGACCCGACUCCACAUGCCCAGCAUUGUUUGGAAACACUACCAGGCACAUCGUGAGGCCUUGGAGAUCAAAUGUGAUGCCCCGGCAGGUCUGGCCCACAGCACCAGUGAGAAGCAGAAGCCGGGUCCUCUUGACUUAGCGUUGCUUUUCCGGGAAGUGUUGGAAGUGAAGAAACACAGUGGAACCGGAUCGAGUACUAGGGAGGUCCUUUUCGCCUCUAUCGCUGAAUACAACAAGUGCUGCACUUCCAAGACCGUCACUGCCGAAAAAGUGCACCUGUGGGCAGAGCGCGCGUGGAAGGAUCACAUUCGGAAGGCACCCCGGGAUUCAGCGGUGAAGCAGAAGGCAAGGAAGUUUCAAGCAGCCCUUACCGAGAUGCAGGAUUUGCUUGAAACCUGCUGCCUGUGGACCCACAUUGAGGGCGACCUGAUCAGCUACAUUGGCAAAGGCUCAGAGUAUGACAGAGUCGCUGGCAUGUGGGAACAGGGGCGCCUAAGCUGA